AUGAGCUCCCUGCAGCAGAUCGGAACCAUGGCUUUCCUCAUGAAGAAGAAGAAGUUCAAAUUUCAGGUCCACUUCACUCUGGAGGAGCUGACAGCGGUGCCUUUUGUUAACGGAGUUCUGUUCUGUAAGAUCCGGCUCGUGGACGGCGGGGACUUUUCCAUCUUAUCUUCCAGGGAGGAGGUCCAGCAGAACUGUGUUCGAUGGAGGAAGAAAUUCUCCUUUGUGUGUAAAAUGAGCGCUAAUCCAACGACAGGAGUGUUGGACCCCUGCGUCUGUAGAGUCUCUGUACGCAAGGAGCUGAAAGGAGGAAAAACCUUCUCCAAGCUGGGCUUUGCUGAUCUAAACAUAUCCGAGUUUGCUGGUUCUGGUUCCACAGUCCGCUGCUGUAUCCUGGAGGGUUAUGACACCAAAAACACUCGACAGGACAAUUCUAUCCUAAAAGUGAUAAUUGGGAUGACUCUUCUCUCUGGAGAUCCCUGCUUUAAAACACCUCCGAGUACGGCCAAGUCUGUCUUCAUCUGUGACAAGGACCCCAACCUUCAGCUGGACUGUAAGGGGGAGAGCACUGAUGCCAGAGGACAGCCACUUGGAGGCAUCGCCGAGGGACCCUGCAACCUGAAAUCCCGACAAUCAUCCAUUCGUAGUUCAGGGCUUCCCGAGCCAGGAGAGAGCGUGUCCAGUCCAGACGAGGAUUUCCAUUCUGGUCACAUCCGCAGCUCCAGCUAUGCUAGCCAGCACAGCAAGAUAUCAGGCUACAGCACUGGCCACUCUCGCUGCUCCAGCCUGACUGACCUCAGUCACCAUAGAAACACCUCCUCCAGCAGCAGCGCCUCCUGCGGUGGGACCCACCCCUCUCAGCUACCCCUGACUGAGCCGCACCGUCAGGCGACCCCCACCAAACCAGAAAGACCUCCUCCCCCCUCUGCAGCAGCUCUCAGUCGGUCCUCCAGGAGGAAGAAGGAUGCUGUGGAGAGGCAGCCCAGCUGUGUGGACGACACCCGCAUCGAUGCCGAUGACAUUGUUGAGAAGAUCGUGCAGAGCCAGAACUUUUCUGACAGCAGUAACAACGAAGACAGCAACCUGAGAUUGUUUGUCAGUAAAGAUGGGACCACUGCCCUCAGCGGGGCGCAGCUCGCCCACAGAGGAACUCCUGGUGUCUUUGAGCCGGUGGUCAUCGAGACUCACUAAGCACUUGAUCUACAACCUCAUUACCUGCCAGAUGUUUCCGUCACAUCUAAUUUUCUCAUGUUUACUCAGGUGUUUGAAGUCUUGAAACACAUAAUUACUGUAUUUUGGGUUUAUCUCUCCCUGACCUUCAUUCACUCCAGCAGCUGUUCAGUUAAUGUAUGAACAUCUGCAGCAAGGAUACUGGACAGAGGAGCUCAGCUAACGGGGUCAUUAUGACAACAAAGAAGCCAAAUAAUAGAAAAAAACAUAAAAAAAAAUUACCAAAGAACCACAGAGACAUAAUCCCAGAGGGAUUCAGAACCACAGAUAUACCAGGACUGGUUUGGUAUCUUUUAUU
This is a messenger RNA of Melanotaenia boesemani (Boeseman's rainbowfish), 1525 nucleotides long. RefSeq names its product protein FAM102A-like. The coding region runs from base 1 to 1188 and encodes 395 amino acids. The transcript is spliced from 11 exons. The record is from RefSeq and is a predicted model, not a curated record. NCBI's taxonomy places the organism in Eukaryota, Metazoa, Chordata, Actinopteri, Atheriniformes, Melanotaeniidae.